CAUAUGACCACUGUCAAUAGUCAGCAGCAUAGAUAAAGACAAGUUGUCCUUGACCUAUUCCACAUGGCCACAAUCAUAACAAAACAUUGUAAACAUUUGGAAAGACAAAAGUACUAAUUUUUAAUGCUAAAUAAAAGUUGAACAAAGUGUUUAUGUUCAGAUUUUUAUGUUGGUGAAAUAUGGGUGACCGAAAAAUUUAUAGUAUCAGAUUCAAUCAAGAUCAUGGCUGUUUUACCGCCAGUAUGGAGAACGGUGUGCGUAUAUACAAUGUGGAACCCUUGGUGGAAAAAUCACACUACGUUCAAUACGGAUAUUAUAAAUGCCUGCAUGGCAUUCAUAAUAUUACUUCGUUACGCUACAACGACUUUCAAUUCAGAUUACCGCACCAUUUAUAACAUUUUUUGGAUAUAUUUUGUAAAUAAUAUGCUAAAGCCAGAUGUAGAAGCUGUAGGUAGUGUUGCAUCAUGUGAAAUGUUGUUCAGAACAAAUAUAUGGGCAAUUAUUCCGGGGGGGAUGCGUCCGAAAGUUCCCGAAAAUAUUCUGCAAUUCUAUGAUGAAUCACAGAAAAAAGCCAUAAUGGAAAUUAAAUUUGCAGCCGCUGUUAAAUCUGUGCGCUUCAGAAGAGAUAAACUUGUGGUUGUUUUGCCAAAUAGAAUCCACCUAUUUUCGUUUUUGCAACCCACUAGAGAGUUAUUUUCGGUUGAAACCAGAGCAAACCCAAAAGGAUUAUGUGAAAUUACCCCCCUGCAGAAUUCACAUAGACAAAUCUUGGUAUUUCCAGGCCACAAAUUGGGAAGCGUUCAAAUUAUGGAAUUAAGCAGUACUUUUCAAAGUUAUUCCAGCGCCCCGGUUUACCUGCAAGCACAUAAAAACGAAUUGGCUUGCAUUGCAAUAAACCAACAAGGCAAGCGAAUAGCAACUGCUUCUGAACAAGGCACUUUAAUUCGAGUGUGGGAUACCAGCACAAGAAACCAGUUGGUGGAAUUGAGAAGGGGAACAGAUCCUGCUUCUAUUCAUUGCAUCAACUUUAGUACUAACUCUGACUUCCUAUGUUGCUCAAGUGAUAAAGGAACAGUUCAUAUAUUUGCUAUUAAAGACACAAAUUUAAACAAGAGACUCUCUGCAAUUCCAACGGCAUUUAUAGGAACUUUAGGAAAAUAUGGCGAUUCUCAAUGGGCGUUAACGAAUUUUACUGUCUCUGCAGAGUCGGCCUGUGUUUGUGCUUUUGGUCCAAAUAACACAAUUUAUGCUUUGUGUUUCGAUGGUACGUUCCACAAAUAUGCAUUUAGUGCAGAGGGUAUUUGCCAUUCUGAGGGUUUCGAAGUCUUUCUGGACGUUGAUGAUGAUGACGACAGAUUUUAAUCGGUAGACACAAAUUGAAUAAUAUGAAAAAUAUUAAUAAGCCCAUUACGAGUGAGUAUAUGAACAAAAAAUAAACAAGGUUCAAACUUAAAA
Dendroctonus ponderosae (mountain pine beetle) is the source of this 1455-nucleotide messenger RNA. Its product is annotated as WD repeat domain phosphoinositide-interacting protein 4. The transcript is spliced from 9 exons. The record is from RefSeq and is a predicted model, not a curated record. Gene Ontology annotation, cellular component: phagophore assembly site membrane; cytosol; extrinsic component of membrane. The coding region runs from base 223 to 1362 and encodes 379 amino acids. Gene Ontology annotation, biological process: autophagy of mitochondrion; protein lipidation; nucleophagy. Lineage: Eukaryota; Metazoa; Arthropoda; Insecta; Coleoptera; Curculionidae. Gene Ontology annotation, molecular function: protein binding; phosphatidylinositol-3,5-bisphosphate binding; phosphatidylinositol-3-phosphate binding.